Theobroma umbraticum is the source of this 1138-nucleotide messenger RNA. RefSeq lists its product as uncharacterized. The record is from RefSeq and is a predicted model, not a curated record. NCBI's taxonomy places the organism in Eukaryota, Viridiplantae, Streptophyta, Magnoliopsida, Malvales, Malvaceae. Gene Ontology annotation, molecular function: enzyme inhibitor activity.
AUCACGGGGCGCAGUUUGAUUAGGUGGCCUUCAGUAUUAUUAUUACUAUUAUUUUUAGAACAAGUCCUUCAGUAUUAUUGUUAUUAUUAGUUAAUUAACUAAACGGGUGGCAACGGGCCCAUGUCAUGUGGUAUCACGAUCACCCAUCAACCACUAUUGGCUGUCCUCCCCGUCAGUGUUGAUUGGUUCGGGUCCCAGCGCAGCAUAUAAAGUUUCCAACUAACAUUGCCCACUUUCAAGCUGGAAUCACGAGGGGAAUGGUAGUAAAGUCAUUUGCAUCAAUAAUUGCAUCGUCUGACACACUGGACUCCGAGCCCGCCUGUUUUCUGUCUAGUGGGUUGCAGUAGAGUUUGAAGCCCGAUUAGCCCAGCAAAAGUUAGUUUUUAACUUUGCAAUUUGCAAACCGAAUUAUCUGUGAAACAAGACAUGGCAAGAACAAGGUAUAAUCCUCCACCUCCCAGUCCCGCUCACUUCUGUCUGCUUAUCUUGUUCAUCAUCGCCCCUCCCUUAAAUGGCACAGAGCUUGUGAAGGAGGUGUGCAACCACACCUCUGACUACGCAUUCUGUGUUGAGACUUUAAAUACAGGUGGCCCCCUGGCCCUGGCCGGUGACCUUGCCAAUGCCGCUUUACGCUUUGCUCAAACCAAGGCCAGCCACGCCCAGUCCCUCAUAGCCGGCCUUCUUAAGAAUGCCACCACUCCCGUGGACCGCAAUCGCCUCCAAAUAUGUCAAAGCUGCAGCAACAAGGCCGUAUCUGAGCUUUCAUCGGCUAACAAUGACUUCAACUCCGACACCCUGGACACCAUGGUAGAAGGGAUGAAUAGUGCGGCUGAUGCUACUAAAGAUUGCCAGAAUCAGAUCCAAGGCAGAGGCACCUACUUUUCAGAGCUGGCCACCAGCAAUGGUGACUUGAUCAAACUUUGCGAAAUUUGUAUUGUCUCCACUAGAUAUUUUACUGUGGAAGAUUUUUACUAACUUAACUCUUCUUACUGAUUUAGGGUUUAGCAUUUUGAUCAAUCUUUUGCUGUUUUAAUUAAAGCGGAAAGAAGUAGUGUAUGCAGUGUUUGGUGUUUUUAACAUUCAAAAUCAAAUACAAGCUGGCAUAACAUUUGCCAAGGGGAUUCAAUCUUGCUUUGAA